CAAAGGCUGGUUUAUUGAAGCUCGUUGAUUGCUGUGAUUUUUGAGGGAGGACAGACGAGACUGUGGCUGUCUGGGCAGGAGGAGGGAGGCUUUAUUGCUAUUCCCCUCUCCUGACAACGGUCAACUCUAGUUCGGGGCUUGCUAGACUCCCUCGUGGCCUUGGGGAGGGUGGUCCCUCUUCAGCCGCUGCCUAUCCCGUUGUGGGAGAAGCGGGUGGACAUCCUCUUAAUCCUAUGCACGUCUGCUUGGAUUAGAAGUAAGACUCACUGAGUUCAGCGAGGCUUACUUCCAGAGUAAAUGGGUUUGCAUGACAUUUUCUAUGAACUAAGGCAGUUCCAUGUCUUGCUUGGACUGUUCCUGUAUUCUACGGACACAAGUUGAAUCCAUUGGAGCAGAAAAACAAUCUGAAGGCAGCAGCACUCAAGACUUGACAGAUGAACCUGCUUUGUGUUGGGGACAAUCAACUCAAAGACAAAAUGAAGAAAUAUCAUGGUCCUCUGAUGUAUCCCAUUAUGAUCUCCAGGUGGAAAUAGGAAGGGGAUGCAACAACUUUACUUCAAUCUACCUCGCACGCCAUAUCCCUACAGGAACACUGGUGGCUGUAAGGGUUACGGAUCUCGAAAGAUGUUCUGAAGAACGCUUGAAAGCUUUACAAAAUGAGGUGGUAUUAUCCCACUCCUUUCGUCAUCCCAAUAUCAUGACUCUUUGGGCAGUGUUUACAGCUGGAAGCUGGCUUUGGGUUAUUUCUCCUUUCAUGGCCUACAGUUCAGCCAGUCAUCUACUGAGGACUUACUUUCCUGAAGGCAUGAGUGAAAUGCUGAUAGGAAAUAUCCUGUUUGGAGCCAUCAGAGGGUUAAACUACAUGCACCAACAUGGCUACAUUCACAGAAGUAUUAAAGCUAGCCACAUACUGAUUUCUGGGGAUGGCCUAGUUUAUCUGUCUGGCUUAAAUCAUCUUUACAGUUUAGUCAGCAGUGGGCAACAGUUAAAAGCUGUGUAUGACUUCCCCCAGUUCAGUACAUCAGUGCUUCCUUGGCUCAGUCCUGAACUACUGAGGCAGGAUAUGUAUGGAUAUAAUGCGAAGUCUGACAUCUAUAGUGUGGGCAUUACAGCAUGUGAACUAGCCAAUGGGCACGUACCUUUUCAGGAUAUGCCUCGUACACAGAUGCUGCUGCAGAAGCUUAAAGGUCCAUCUUAUUGUCCCUGGGCUGUAAGUAAUUUUCCACGUGGUGAAUCCAGGAUAAAAAAUUCUCGGUCAGGGAUUGACUCUGGAAUUGGUGAAAGCAUGACACACACAAUGGCAAGUGAGAGACUGCAGACUCCACCAAAAACCUUCUCCCCUGCUUUCCAUAACUUGAUAGAACUCUGUUUGCAACAGGACCCAGAGAAAAGGCCAUCGGCAAGAGGUCUACUGUCGCAUGCUUUUUUCAAGCAGGUAAAAGAACAAACAAAGGGUUCUUUACUUUCACUGUUGCCUCCUGCCAUCCAACAUACCCAACCACAAGUGUCAUCAGCGUGUUCAGCAACCAUUUGGAGCAAGACAGGAUGCCUUUUGCCAAACGAGAGAGAGAUGUACUGGGAAUUCUAAAGAUAAUAAACCAUACUUCUGAUAUUGGUCUCUGGGGGAAAAUGUGAUUUUUUUGCUGCUUUUUCUUUUUAAUGUUUAAAAUACAAAUAUUAGUCAUAUACUUGAAAAAUGUUAAAUUUUUGUACAGAUGAUGCUAUAUGGUGAGGAAAAUUCUUCCAAGGUGGUACUAUGAAAAUGCAAUAACCCUCACUUCUUGAAUUGCCAAAAAUGUCCACAUACUUUCAAGCAUCUCCUUUCCAGUUUUAUAACUGAAUUUUUUAUGAUAAAACUAGCUUGGUAUGGCAUUUUUGGUAUGUCUGUGAUUACUGCCUCUGAAGUGUUAAGCUGAAGUAUUGUUUCCAUUCUCUCAGGCGUUAAUCACAUGUAUAAACUUUUUCUUUAAAGUACUGCCUAUUCUUACUCUAAAAAGUGGCAGUGUGCAAACCAUGGUGAACUUUGCAGGAUCAUCUGCCACCCCUCCUCAAACAGUUGUUGGAGCAGCCAUCACUGUAGCAUGGAAAUACUUUGCAUUAAUGACCACAGUUUUCCUAAUAGUGAUAAAACUGGAGUCUGAAACUCCUUGGAUUAUAUUAUUUAUAAAGAUGUUCCUUAUUAAUCCCAAAGCUUUAUUUUGAAAUACACUACCUAAGAGUUCUCACCUAGCUAAUCUUAAAACUAGCAACAUCUCAAGAUGAACUUCAUAGGAUUAAUGAGGUAAAAGGAAUCUUCAUAAUGAGGCAAAGAAUAUGGAAGAUCCACUGAGCCAUAUAGAAGCAUGAAUAUGACUUAAAUAAUACAUUUCUGUUAGAAGUACACUGCUGCAACCACUAUUCUACAAAGUAAUAGAUUCUUAAAUAAGAUAGCUUUAAGCCUUGCAUUUUGACCUCUUUGUUAUGCCUUUCAUAGAGAAAGGUAAGAAGCCCAAAUGACAAAAAAGAACAUUAAAAAGGCCAGACUGACACUACUUUCUGUUCAUGUUACUCUUAGUACUGUGAAUGCCUGAAUGAGCAUGACCUUAACCAAAAUUCUUGCUCUCUGUACAGCAUUUAAUUUUGGGGAGAGGGUUUUUAAUACUGAGAUUUACAAUUAUAUUUUAUUAAUGUACAUUUUGAUUAUGUAAAAUAGAUGUUAGUUUAUUUUUAAGUGUAACCUCACAGAGUUGUAUCAGAUGUGAUGUGAGUAGCAUCACAAGUGUUCUUUUGGCUAAGAAACUACUGAAGUAAACUUUAUGUAUUUUGAUCUCAACUCUGACAAAUGUAACUAGAAUAAAAUGUACUUUAAGAGA
Messenger RNA from Rhineura floridana, 2852 nucleotides. It is a transcript of the gene STRADB, whose product is annotated as STE20 related adaptor beta. Gene Ontology annotation, biological process: protein phosphorylation. The transcript has 12 exons. The record is from RefSeq and is a predicted model, not a curated record. Lineage: Eukaryota; Metazoa; Chordata; Lepidosauria; Squamata; Rhineuridae. Gene Ontology annotation, molecular function: protein kinase activity; protein serine/threonine kinase activator activity; ATP binding. Bases 338 to 1588 code for a protein of 416 amino acids.